AUGGAUUCAGUUCGAGUUCUCCCCCGCCUGGACCCCUCGGGGAGCUACAAGUUCACAACCCCCAGCAAACGCAUCCAUGACCAUCCCGACGUCGCAGAGUUCCUGGUCUCCAGGGCGUACGGCGACCUGACGACCUUCCUGCUGCAGCUCAACCGGUCGAUGUUCCCCGUGAGAAGCACAGAGGAGGAUGGUACGGUCCAGACGUGGCCGCUCAACUCCGAGGCUGUCGAGUUCUCUGCCCCCGUCCGCCAGCUGCAGCAGCUCCUGCUGCGGCUCGAGGCAAUCCUCGACGAGGCCCCGCCAGAUACAGGCCCGCGGCGGUUCGGGAACAUCAGUUUUCGCAAGUGGUAUCAGAUCGUGGAGAGUCGUGCAGCGCAGCUGCUGGAGGAGUUCCUUGCGCCGGAGGUGCUGCAGACCCAGUCGGCGGAUCCGCAGGGCCCCUCGGCCAGGGAGGAGCUGACGGCGUAUUUCCUGGGCAGCUGGGGCAGCGCUCAACGCCUGGACUAUGGAACGGGCCAUGAAUUGAGCUUCCUGGCUUUUCUGGCGGGCAUCUGGAAGCUGAACGGGUUUCCGCUGGCUGAUCGGGGAGUCGAGGAGCGAGCCAUCGUCGUGGGGGUGAUAGAGCCAUAUCUCGAACUUAUUCGAUCGAUUAUCAAAACGUAUACACUGGAACCUGCAGGAUCUCACGGCGUCUGGGGUCUAGACGACCACUCGUUUCUCCCGUAUAUCUUUGGUUCAGCCCAGCUGUCGCCAGCGAUUACCCCCUCCGACCGGACACCUGAAGAAGGCUCGCUGACUGACGCACCGAGUCCGAAUGGCGUGGCAAAGGCGAACAUCGUCGCAAGAGAGCGCAGACAUAACAUGUAUUUCUCCGCGAUUGGGUUCAUCUACGACGUGAAGCGGGGGCCGUUCUGGGAGCAUAGUCCCAUGCUCUUUGAUAUCUCGGGCAUUCCAGCGGGAUGGGCAAAAAUCAACAAGGGAAUGAUCAAAAUGUACAAUGCAGAAGUCCUCUCCAAAUUCCCCGUGGUGCAGCACUUCCCCUUCGGUUCUUUAUUCAGCUGGGACCGGGACCCAAAUGCCGUGGCGCCCCCAUCAUCCAUCCAUUCUUCAUCCGGCCCUCAGCGGAAGCCCACACCGACAGAUCCCGGUUCUACCUCGGCUUCCAACGAUGGCUCCGCCGAGCUUACGACGACAAAGGCCCCCUGGGCCACUCCGCGGUCCACAGCUGCUGCCCCGCCCCCGAUGGGCGCCACGGCUGCACCGUGGGCAUCAACAAGACUACCUGACAGUGCUAGACCGCCAGUACCGUCUACCCGGCUACCGGAUACGUCACGGAUGCCUCCGGGGCCGAUGGCGUCUACGCGGGCUCCCUGGGCGAGGAAUCCUGAUGGCCCGUAG
This is a messenger RNA of Penicilliopsis zonata CBS 506.65, 1398 nucleotides long. RefSeq lists its product as hypothetical. Gene Ontology annotation, biological process: mitotic spindle organization. Bases 1 to 1398 code for a protein of 465 amino acids. The transcript has 3 exons. Lineage: Eukaryota; Fungi; Ascomycota; Eurotiomycetes; Eurotiales; Aspergillaceae. Gene Ontology annotation, molecular function: peptidyl-prolyl cis-trans isomerase activity; protein tyrosine phosphatase activator activity. Gene Ontology annotation, cellular component: cytoplasm; nucleus; protein phosphatase type 2A complex. The record is from RefSeq and is a predicted model, not a curated record.